CAGAUAUGGUUUCCACUCUUUAUAUCCGAUGCACAGUGAACCGACAUAUUUUCCUAAUAUGACAAAAGUUGACAGUUUCAUAAACUGAAAGGGGAGAUUUUAUACAACUGCAAUCCACACACGAUGAGUGACUAUAAGAUACCGAUAAUCGAGCCAACUAUAGAUUACACAAAGGUACCGCCGAUCAACCAAAAGCGGACAGUCUCUUUUAUAAAUCACUUUAUUACUCACACCGUGACGUUUUUGAAUAAAUUUGCCUUGUCCUGUGAGGAAAGACUUUUUGAUUUCGAAAAUAAAUUGCAAAAGUUAGAAGCGUCGUUAGAAAUAUUAGAAUCGCGGUUAUCUUCUAUACCUGGUUUAGAACAAGAACAUAAAAAAAUAAAUAAUGUAAAUGAAAAUAAUACAAAUAAAUUAGAGGAGGUAGAGGUAUGCAAAGUGGAUGAACCUGAUAAUAGUGAGAUAAAUCCUAAGGACGAAGAAAAAGCACAGUCAGCAGCUAAAGAUCCUCGCUAUGAAAAAUAUUUCAAAAUGUUACAUUUUGGUGUGCCAAAACAAGCAGUUAAAUUGAAAAUGGAGCAAGAAGGAUUAGAUUCAUCCAUAUUGGACAAUCCACAACAGUUAGUGUCUAUACCACGGUCGUCAGAGAACAGUGAGAAUCAAGGUGAAUAGAUCAUCACUUUAAUGCUGUAAGCACUGUAUCAUUUUAGGUAUAUUGGAUAUUUUUACAAAAUAGGAUAAAAACGUGUACAAAUCUCUA
Molecule: messenger RNA, 757 nt
Organism: Pogonomyrmex barbatus (red harvester ant)
Lineage: Eukaryota; Metazoa; Arthropoda; Insecta; Hymenoptera; Formicidae
Gene: CCDC53
Product: Coiled-coil domain containing 53
Biological process (GO): exocytosis; actin filament polymerization
Cellular component (GO): WASH complex
Source: RefSeq, a predicted model, not a curated record